AUGAUUUCCCGUGUCGGAUUAUUGAACAAACAGACUAUCAAUUUGGUCGCUAGAAACACCAUCAACACCACCAGAGCAAGAACUAAUGUGCUUCAAAGUGGCGCCAACUCUAUGCUCCUCAAAAGACUUGUGUCAACUGUAUCCACCACUCCUAAUGAAGAACAAGAAGUACUUGUCGCUCAGCGUAAGAACAGGCCGGUAUCACCUCAUUUGGACAUUUACCAACCACAAUUAACUUGGGUAUUGUCAGGUUUACACAGAAUUACUGGUGUUGCUAUGGCCGGUGCCUUCUACGCCUUAACCUGUACAUAUGCUGCCACUUCCAUCUUGAAUAUUCCAUUUGACGCUGCCACCUUAGUAAAUGCUUUUGCAAGUUUGCCCGUGUUUUUGCAAUACACCAUCAAGGCUGCUGCUGCUUUCCCAUUUGCUUUCCACUCCUUCAAUGGAAUAAGACAUCUUAUUUGGGACACUGGUAGAGAGUUGACCCUCAAGGGUGUUUACCGUACUGGGUACAUUGUUUUGGGAGCCACUGCUGUUGUAGGUUCCUAUUUGGCCUUUUUCUGGUAA
Molecule: messenger RNA, 567 nt
Organism: Lodderomyces theae
Lineage: Eukaryota; Fungi; Ascomycota; Pichiomycetes; Serinales; Debaryomycetaceae
Product: succinate dehydrogenase cytochrome b subunit SDH3
Exons: 1
Coding region: 1-567 (188 amino acids)
Biological process (GO): mitochondrial electron transport, succinate to ubiquinone; tricarboxylic acid cycle
Cellular component (GO): membrane
Molecular function (GO): electron transfer activity; succinate dehydrogenase activity
Source: RefSeq, a predicted model, not a curated record